Molecule: messenger RNA, 363 nt
Organism: Hydatigera taeniaeformis
Lineage: Eukaryota; Metazoa; Platyhelminthes; Cestoda; Cyclophyllidea; Taeniidae
Source: the annotation of a GenBank genome assembly
AUGGCACGUGUUCUGUUCUCGCUAACAUGCAUUUCCCACUUCUUCGCAUCCAUCCUCCCAAUCCUCUAUCCCCUCUAUAAGGCAGCAACUGCUCACACCACUUUGUUCUCAUCAAUUCAACCGGCAAUGACGAGUGCGGUCAAUAAUGCAAAGUCGAAAGCGGGUCCAAAUGAGACCGUUGGAUCACUCAGAAAAUCUGCUACUACCACCACCACCACCACCUCCCAUCCGCCCACUCAUGGGAUAGAGUGCAGUCUCACCGUCAAAGCCAGUGGAGACUACGGCUCUGACGCCCACCCUGGUGUCAUAGUCGUGCAUCUUGCGUGCUCAACAAUCGUGACAGCAUGUCUAGAGAUAGCCUAA